Molecule: messenger RNA, 2898 nt
Organism: Oikopleura dioica
Lineage: Eukaryota; Metazoa; Chordata; Appendicularia; Copelata; Oikopleuridae
Source: the annotation of a GenBank genome assembly
AUGAAGUUUGGACAAUACGUAAUCGUAACUUUUAUUCUUCAUGCUCUUUUCUUUUUCUCGAUUUUCGAAAUUUUUCUGACUUCCCCGAUCAUUACCGGUUUGGAAUCCCUUCCGCCGAAAAAUAAGCCUCUUGCAAAGCGAGUUGUUAUUGUGUCCAUCGAUGGUAUGCGACAUAGAACCUUUGUGCUCAAAAAUGAAGAAGGCGAAUUCCGAGCGAAGCAUAUCUUGGGAAGAGCUUGUAAUCAAGGAGUCUAUGCUAGGUCUAUAACACAGCUGCCGACAGAGUCUAGACCUGGCCACGUGGCGUUCCUCGGUGGGUUCGGCGAGGACGUUUCCGCUGUCAUGGCAGGGUGGAAGAAAAAUCCAGUUCCAUUCGACACAGUCUUGAAUAAGAGCACGGAAGCUUGGGCCUUUGGCAGCCCAGACAUCGUCGAUAUAUUUUCCGAGCCUAGCCACGUCCAUGGCGUCACUUAUUCUGAAGAGUUAGAGGACUUCUCGGCAUCGAACGCAGACUACCUCGAUACUUGGGUGGAAGAUCAGUUUCAAGCGUUUAUGGAGGAUCCACCAGCUUCGGUGCACCAAGAUGGUGUCAUAUUUUUCCUUCAUCUUCUUGGAACAGACACUAACGGACAUGCACAUCGUCCACAAUCCCCACAAUACGUCAACAAUGUCGAUGUUGUUGACAAAAUCGUCAAGAACGUCGAACGCAUCGUCAAUGAUUUUUUCCAAGAUGAUGAAACAGCGUUUGUUGUUACAUCUGACCAUGGCAUGACGGAAUGGGGCUCACAUGGUUCAGGCUCAGAGGACGAAACAGUCACUCCAUUUAUUGCUUGGGGUUCUGGAAUACGUCAUUUCCAGGAUCUCGAAUCAUGCGAAUCUUUUCACACUCCUGCCCAUGAUGAUAUCAGACAAAUCGACAUUUCUCCGACGAUUUCUCUCCUUCUGGGAACUUCACUGCCAGCAAACUCCAUCGGCAUUGCUCCGUUUUCCAUAUUCAAUGCGUCAAAAGAAAAUCUAGCAAUGCUCAAAGCGACGAAUUUGAGGCAGCUCUGGCAUCAGUACGAGGCAAAGUCGAGAUCCUCUGGGAUCCCCUACAAAAAGCUUUCGAUUGAGAAGAUUAUUGAAGCGGAAAAUUCGGGUCUUUUAGAGACAGAGACCUUGAAGGAUGUGGUGGAAGGGAUUUUCUUUCACCACAGAGCAUUGAGACCGGUUUUGUCUACGUUAGUAAUCUCGAUGAUGGUCGCAUGGCAGCUAACUUCAGUAGGCCUUUGUGGGCGAUUUCUGACUGAUGACGUGCGCCGACCAAAAUUCAGCUUGCCAAUCUUUGUUUUUACAGCGUUGCCGUUUAUUCUCAUUCCUAUCGUCUAUAAACUGAGCCUUCGAAACUCAUUUUGGAGUUUUGCAGCGUUGAUAUCAAUCUAUUUCUUCUCGUUUUAUUCCAAAGUCAUUCUCCAGUUAAUUCUGUCAGCAAGACCGCUAAAUCUUAUCAAACUUAUUUUCACUACCAGCUUCCUUGCAUUUAUAACGACGCUUAUUUUCAACUACAGAUGGUUCUUGUCUCUCAUAUUCGUCUCCUUUCCCUUCUUAUAUUCACUUCUUACUUCAAAAUAUGUCCGACCCUCUUUGUACAUAUCUUUUGGAAGUCUUUCGAUUUUCCCGAUGCUGCCGACUAUUAAUCUUUUCUCUCUUCAGCCUCCAGACCUCCCAAUCUAUAUCUCAUGGAUGGUCUUCACCCUCUCAUGGAUCUUUCCAUUCCUGGAGACAUUCGAUAUGGUUGCUAGAUUCCAGGCGAUUUCCAUCAGCUGCUUUUCCCUAUAUUGUCUCCUUUCGACAUUUUACGAAGGACUGUUUCACAUGAUUUUGGUCUGGUCGCUUAGCGAGUGGAUGAGAGUCGAAAUUCCACUAGCCACGUUCGACUCAGCUUCUUUCAAAGAAAAAUCGUCGCUGUUUUCAGAAAUUGGCAAGUUCAAAAAAGACGAUGUUCGGCGCUCGCUCACAUUUAUCUACUUUAUUAUGAUGGCCUUCUUUGGCUGUGGAAAUGUAGCCAAUCUGAAUAGUUUCUCGCCCAGCUCAAUUUUACCUUUUGUUCAUGUCUUUAAUCCGUUUCUUAUGGGAUUCCUGCUCUUCUUCAAAGUCAUUCUGCCAUUUCUUCCUGUUUGUGUUGCAUUUCUUAUCAUUAUCAGACUUCUCAACAUUCCAUUCACAGCAAUAUUUCACUUCCUUGUUAUCUUUUCGGACCUCUUGGCGUUCAUAUUCUUCUUCCAAGUGAGAGACGACGGUAGCUGGAUGGAUGUUGGCCUAUCUAUCUCUUACUUUUCCAUCACCCUUUUGAUGUUUCUGAGCCUUACACUGCUCAUGUGCGUGGCUCAUUUUAUGACACACAAGAAAUGGAAGAAAAUGGUCGGAUUUGAUAUGGACGGAUUAGGAGGCGGCGGCGGCCUCCGAAAUGCCAUCGCUUCUGUCGUGUCUGGACUGCUCUUUUUCACUGGCUGGUGGAUCGCCAUCGAUGCCGCAGUUCGAUGCAACGUCACUGCCAAUCCCGAGCUUGAAAUGUACAAUUACUAUCACAUCUGCGGAGUUAUCGGAACCCUCGCAUUUUUCAUGAUCAAUAUGGUUUCAAACUCUCAUCUCACUGACGGCAGCAUGUAUGAAGACGGCUGUCUGGGAGCUGUGGGUGCGCGUGUCUGGCUUCUCGUGGGCUUCCUUGGUGCGUUUGGGGCCGUCAUAGCAUCAAUGUGUGUCCUGUUUGCAGCAUAUGUUGCCCACCCGCCACAAGUCCCUGAUGACAAGAUGGGCUACUGCCCGACUCGAGUCUACCCAGGCCUAGCCAUCUUUCUCCAGAACUUCUUCAUCUUUCUCGGCUCGAUCGCAUUCAAAUUCGGCCGUCAAGAAGAAUAA